Messenger RNA from Coregonus sp. 'balchen', 3736 nucleotides. The record is from the annotation of a GenBank genome assembly. NCBI's taxonomy places the organism in Eukaryota, Metazoa, Chordata, Actinopteri, Salmoniformes, Salmonidae.
AUGGCCAGCCUGCAACAGGAGUACCCCCUGGUCCUGCUGGGUAUUCUGGAGGAGCUGGCCGCUAUGCGCCACUGGCUCUCCUUCCAGGACCUGUGUCGAAUGGUCAGCACCCGCUUCGACCUGCAGCACCUCACAGAGCUUAGGAGCCUGCUGUUCUCCGCAGCCUGCCGCGACCCCUGUUUCCCCGCCACCCUCUUCAGAGACAGGGUCACCCCCAAGGGACUGGGGACAUCCCCGAUAGGUGUGGCAGCUGACAUCGUCACCAUAUUCAACCUCAUUCAAAUGACGGGUGGGGCUCCCGAUGAGGCCCAGCCUGCCCAGCCAAUGAAAGCCAAGCCCGCCCCCCACAUCGACCAAUCCCCAGAGCCCUCUUUGCAAAGCUCUUUGCCCAUCACUGACGAGGCGAGAAUCUCCAGACGUGAAAGGGUGCGCACCCUUUCAGACUCUCAGACCCUCUCAGGCCCCAUCGACCCGAGCUUGCUCUGGCCCAAAUCAAAUUACUCGUUCCGCAAGCGUGCCAGUCUCCCUCCCGAUCCCCUCUCUCUGGUCUCCUCAUCCCCUCCGAGCCGUGCCAGGGCUGUGUCUUUCGACUGGCGACACAACACCCCGCUGUUCGCUGGCAGCGGCAGCAUCCCAGGCAUGCAGAGCAUCUACCUCCCCCUGGAGACAGACAGCGAGUCCUCCAAGGAUUCCCUGAGUGGAGACUCGGCACCCAGGGAUCCCGGAUCGGAGCCGGGAUCGGAGCCGGGAUCACAGCCAGGAUCGGAGCGGCAUUCCUGCGUGAAGAAGAGAGACAUCUUCAAGAAGGACUUCCACAACCAGUCACAACUGGUUCCCCAUGUGACCAUCAGUACUGAGUCUCAGACUCCAAGAGGAGGAGUAGGACAAAGAGGGAGGCAGGAACUUUUUUCCAACCGCAGCUUUGAGCUGCUAUCCAACCCGUAUCCUUCUCCAACUGUCGGUAGGUCUUCUCCGGAGCGCCGGGCCAAACAUGAAAGCCUGGACGACCUCCAGGACUCCACGUACUUUGGCCCAGGGGAUACUAUUCAAGAAUGGUCCCCUCUCCACCUCCAACCUCCCAGGGCCCAGAGGCCAGGGUGGGCCGACAAGAGCCUGAGUCUGGACGACAGGGUGGUGGGCUUAGUGGGUGUGGGCUUGGAUGGCUCUGAGGGCUCUCUUCAGGUGAGACUCACUCCCAGCCCCACCACAAACAACCUUGGUGGGGGGUUGUCCCCUCCAAAGGGAUGGGAGGGGACCUCCAUUCCCGCACUUGGAGGAAGGGGGUUGAUGGCCUGUAACAGGGGCACCCAGACCGACACCAUGUCAGACCCGCGGCGCCUGCGCAGCCUGGUGCACGCCGACCGCCUGUCUUUCAUGACCUCGAUGGAUGACCCCGACAUGAUGGGCGAGGAUGACAUCAGCGCCAUCUUCCGCUUCCUGGAUGACAUGAGCAUGUGUGGCUCCACAGGGGUCCUCCACCCCCAUGACGUGGGCCCCUCGGCAGCCCAGGACACCCCGGAGGCGCGGCGCGGCCGCCUGGGCCAGCUCCAGAGGCUCUUUCACUCCCUGGAUGGCAGCGACGACGGUGGGCUCAAGGCCAGCGUGUGUAAACUCCUCCUGAGAAUGGGCCAGAUCGAGCGGCGCCUGGAGUCACUGUCCGAGGUCAAGGCUGAGAUCUCCCAGGUGCUCUCCUUCCUCCAGCGACUGGAUGAGAAGAUACAAGAACAGGCCAUGGGAGGGGGAGGAGGGGGUGGAGGUAGGUGGCUGGGACCGCCCAGUGGUGUUGGGUCUUCCCUAGGUAGCCUGAGCCAUUCGCUCACUCCUGGGUCUGGUGGCUCCUCGGAACCCCAGCCCCUGUCUGUAUCUGGGCAUUCGUUUGGCAGCCUGGACUGGAACCGGUGGGGCAGCAGCCAAAGGAAGACGGAGACAAACGGAGGUCUGAGCGAGACCGAAGGGGGGAAGAAGGUGGUGCUCUCUCGGCUGGCCUCCUCCAAGCCUGAGGAGAAGAGUGGCGUAGACUCCAAACGGCCGAGCGUCGUCUCCAACUCGUCUGCGCGGGAUUGGACGGUGUCAUUCUCGAAAAGUAAAGACGUCAAGGCCCAGCCUGGAAAAAAACGACAGGUGAUGUAUGACCUUAGUCAGUGCAACAGUGUAUGUGAGUGUGUGUGUGUGAGUGUGUGUGUGUGUGUGUGUGUGUGUGUGUGUGUGUGUGUGUGUGUGUGUGUGUGUGUGUAAGUAUGCACACAUUAAUUCGUUUUGAAUACUCAAAUCUAAAGCAGAGUCAGACAUGUAAUUAGCUGGCCUGUUGGUCAGACUGUGGUUUAGGUGGUCAGUUGUUUACAUAGUUGAUUAGUAUAACCCAUGGCUCUUUUAAUGUCAGUGCAGGACUGCCUUUCAUUGUACACUCGUCAAAAAAAGGGUUCAGCUGUCCCCAUAGGAGAAACCUUUUUGGUUCCAAGUAGAACCCUUUUGGGUUACAUGUAGAAUCCUCUGUGGAAAGUGUUCUACAUGGAGCCAAAAAGGUUUUUAACUGGAACCAAUAAGGGUUCUUCAAAUGGUUAUCCUAUGGGGACAGCUGAAGAACCCUUUUAGGUUCUAAAUAGCACCUUUUUUUUCUGAGAGUGCAAUCAGUAAUCUUCCACUUAGGACAAGAAGGCAAGAGAAAGUCUGCUUGUGUGUAUCCAGUUUGUUCACACGUUUAUUCCAAUAUGACAACUUCUGUUUCUGCCUUUACGUUUGCUCUAUUUUUCUCUCUUCCUCCUUCGCUCUUUCACAUCUUUGACUCAAUCCCUCCAUGCAGAUGGACCAAUCAAACAACUCCGCCCAGAGUCAUAAGCUCCCCCCUCAAAAACACUCCCAACUGGUGGAACCGGUGUUCAGUUCCUCUCUCUUGCGUCAGAAGGGUGGUGGGUUGACCAAUCCCGGGUUGUCCUCUGGGCUGCCCUGUGACCCCAGAUUGGAUGGGGGGAGAGGAGGAGCCCCGGUCUGGACCGUGGAGGAGAGAGAGGCCAGAAUGUCCCCUCUGGACCUACAGGUACAUUAGGAUCUUAUUGGCCUUUUGGUAACACUUUCCUUUAAUACAACCACAGGCCACAUUUAAUCAUUUAAUCAGCUUGCAGGCCGUAUCUGGCCCGCCGGCCCCCAGUUUGAGACCCCUGCUUUCCAAGAGGAAAUGUUUUGUUGUUAUUAUGAGCACUUACAAUGUCUUAUUAUAAGCUUAAAUGUAUGAAUAUGCUGUCAAUAUUCAACAGACUGAAAACAGAUGUUAUUCAGUCAUCUGAAAACAGAUGUUAUUCAGUCAGGGUCUUGUGAUGCACUAUAACUGCAUCAUAAUGCAUUAGGUAAAGUUUCACAGAGCUUUCUCCUAAAAUGAUAUAAACCAGGAUUAGUCAUUGAAUCUUCAGAAAAUAUAUCUGAACUGGGAUCCAAAUGGAACUCCCAGUGAAUAAGACUUUUAAUGAAACAACUGGAACGGUUAUCUAUCUGACUCUCUAACAUCUGGCAUGAUAGAGCGGUGGUGACCUAAUGUUUUGUCUCGUAGGCCCAGGAGCCUCUAAACCCCAAUAACCUGGAGUUUUGGAUGGAGGACAUCUACACGCCAGGUUACAACACACUGCUUAGGCGCAAAGAGGCCGACCAGCGCAGAGCCAAAGCCUGCAAGCUGGGGGCGCUCAUCUUCACAGCCAUUACCAUAAUCCUUGUCAUCGUCAUCCCCAUCGCCACCAUGAGCUCCUGA